UCUCCUCCUUCUUCACUCUCAAUUCUCCUUCCAAAGCUACUUCUCUCUCUCUCUCUCUCUCUCUCUUCCUCUCUGCUUCGCGGAGUUUCACUCCAUUGACGACGCCUAGCGAUUCAAUUUCACCGAGCUUUGUAAAGCUGACUCCACCUACUUGCGAGCAGAAUCCAAGUCUAUAAAGGACUCGAGAUUGUUGCCUUUGAGCAAUGGGGAUCAUCGAGAAGAUCAAAGAGAUUGAAGCCGAGAUGGCUCGGACACAGAAGAAUAAGGCCACAGAGUAUCAUCUUGGUCAGCUCAAGGCGAAGAUAGCAAAGCUAAGGACACAGUUACUGGAGCCUCCAAAAGGUUCUAGUGGAGCUGGAGAGGGUUUUGAAGUUACGAAAUAUGGGCAUGGGCGUGUGGCCCUAAUAGGAUUUCCAAGUGUGGGGAAGUCAACACUUUUAACCAUGUUAACUGGCACACAUUCAGAAGCUGCAUCUUAUGAGUUCACAACACUUACUUGCAUUCCUGGAAUCGUACAUUACAACGAUACUAAAAUUCAGUUGUUGGACCUUCCUGGAAUUAUAGAAGGUGCUUCUGAAGGCAAGGGACGUGGUCGGCAGGUUAUUGCUGUUGCGAAGUCUUCCGACAUCGUAUUGAUGGUUCUUGAUGCCUCCAAAAGUGAGGGCCAUCGGCAAAUACUGACGAAGGAGCUGGAGGCUGUGGGUUUGCGUUUGAACAAGAAGCCACCUCAAAUUUAUUUUAAGAAGAAAAAAACUGGCGGCAUUUCAUUCAACAGCACUAUGCCUCUAACUCAUGUGGACGAGAAGCUCUGUUAUCAGAUUCUACAUGAAUACAAAAUUCAUAACGCGGAGGUGCUCUUUCGUGAGGAUGCUACUGUGGAUGAUCUCAUAGAUGUCAUUGAAGGAAACCGAAAAUACAUGAAGUGCAUAUAUGUUUACAACAAAAUAGACGUGAUUGGUAUUGAUGACGUGGACAGGUUGGCCCGGCAGCCAAAUUCCGUUGUUAUUAGCUGCAAUCUGAAGCUCAACUUUGACCGACUACUUUCAAAGAUUUGGGAAGAGAUGGGGCUCGUUAGAAUUUACACAAAGCCACAAGGCCAACAACCAGAUUUUACUGAUCCCGUAGUUCUUUCCACAGAUAGAGGAGGCUGCUCGGUUGAGGACUUCUGCAACCACAUUCACAGGAGUUUGGUGAAGGAUGUGAAGUAUGUUCUGGCAUGGGGUACUAGUGCAAGACACUAUCCACAGCACUGUGGUCUCGGUCAUGUUCUCCAAGAUGAGGAUGUUGUUCAGAUUGUCAAGAAAAAGGAAAGGGAAGAUGGAGGAAGAGGAAGAUUUAAGUCGCACUCAAAUGCUCCUUCUCGAAUAUCUGAUAGAGAGAAGAAAGCUCCUUUGAAGACAUAAUUUUGCGAAGCAAGGGAUCCAACAGGAUAUUGAGGUGGGAAUUAUCAGUCACCAGGCAAUUUUGAUCACGUAUUGAACUCCUGUAGCAACUUGAGGUGGUGCUCGAUAGUUCUGCUUAUAUUCGCGAGAAACCACAUUGGUGGAUCAUGAAUCGAUGAAGGAUGUGAUCUCUCUGAGUUGAUUGAAUAACUUGGAAGCACGAACUCUCUCCGAUAUUCAGUCAUUGGUGAUGUCCUCACUCUACUUUAAUUAGUGAAAUAGUCCAGGCUUCUUGUACGGUAUCGUGAUGGGGACAAGAUUAAGAUGGAUCUUUGAAGACAUAAGCUCAUUGUUUAGUGCUUUUAA
Messenger RNA from Rhodamnia argentea, 1748 nucleotides. RefSeq names its product developmentally-regulated G-protein 2. The record is from RefSeq and is a predicted model, not a curated record. The coding region runs from base 204 to 1403 and encodes 399 amino acids. The transcript is spliced from 12 exons. Gene Ontology annotation, biological process: cytoplasmic translation. Gene Ontology annotation, cellular component: cytoplasm. Gene Ontology annotation, molecular function: GTPase activity; GTP binding. NCBI's taxonomy places the organism in Eukaryota, Viridiplantae, Streptophyta, Magnoliopsida, Myrtales, Myrtaceae.